AUGCGCUUCAACAUCACCUCCGUCUGUGCCUUGUUAUCCAUUGCCACCCAAAUCGUCUCUGCCGAGCCUGCUAGAGCAUGGGAUGACCCGCAAAACACUUUCUGGUACGCAACAAGUGCGGCAGUCUGCGGCUAUGGAGCCAAUCUUUGCAGCACCCAUGGCCAAAAGGCCUCCGCUGAUACACUCGCAACUGCCGCGUUCUGCUGUACUAUGACUGGUAUCGCAGCAGUGGCUAGCCGUACCGAACAACUUGAAGACGCGAAGAAAGGCUUUGAGAAGACGAAGAAAACGUUCGGCGAUGCUGCCACGUUUGUCAAGGAGAAAGCUGGACAGUACAAGACUAAAGCUGGAGUGUUUUUCGCCGAUUGCAGUGACAAGUUUUGUCGACUGGUCAACAGGCCAAGACCCCCCACUCCUACAAGGCCGAAUGGCGCUGCCCCCAAACGCAGGAACUAUCAACGCAACCAGAGACGUAGUGGGCAUAGGAAGAUGAAGCGCUCCUCCCCCACAGGUACGCGGAUUCGGAGCCGUGACCUGAUGAGCAUGGGUUACUACUACUAG
This is a messenger RNA of Clonostachys solani, 561 nucleotides long. The record is from the annotation of a GenBank genome assembly. NCBI's taxonomy places the organism in Eukaryota, Fungi, Ascomycota, Sordariomycetes, Hypocreales, Bionectriaceae.